AUGAGGAUAAUAGUUCGCUACCUAGAGCAAAAUAUUGAACUAAUCGUCGACGCUAAUGCUAAGGUCAAAGAUCUUCAAUUAGAAAUCAGCAGAAUCACCUCAAUACCUCCAAAUUUGCAAAAAUUAAGUUUUCUUAAUUCAGGGAAUAAAGUAUCCCAUCUAUAUUAACUUCACCAUAACUUUUAACACGCCAAUUCAUCUUUAUUCCCCAAACCAGCAUUAUCCUUCCCAAUUCUACUAUCACCCUUACCAUAAUUUUCUUAAAAAUAAUAUAGGCAUUCCUCCCUUCUUCCUCCAAGCUGUCCUAUUACAACAUCAAAGACCGCAGUGUCUUAUUUCUCGAGCAAGUAAUUUCUACAUAGAAAACCAUUGAUAACCCUCAAUCCCCUGACGAGGACGUCCGCAUUGUCAGAAGAUACUCCCACCAAGCUUCCCAAGACGAAAUUGGGACUAUUUAUCAAGAACAAAAUGCCCAUAGAGCUAUGAGCUAUUGUUAUGAAAGCGAAAAUUCAAAUAACCUCGCUGAAUGGGUCACCAAAGCUGUUAUUGCUUGUAGAGAAGGCAAUGCAGAAGGCCUAAUAGAGACUUUACAAGACUACCAGGUCUGAAGAGGCAGCAAGUUACAAGAAGAAGAUGUAGGAGAGCUUUUAAAUAGUCCUUAUAAUGGCCAAUGAAGCUGCAUUCACUAUGCCUGCUAUAUGAAUCAUGUAAAUAUUCUGAAAGAGCUAUUAGAACUUGGAGUAAACUGUAAUAAUAUUACUGACGACCAAUGGACACCUUUGCAAAUUUCAGCUUACCAAGGGAAUAUCCAUUGUGUAGAGCUUUUUUAGGUAUUAAAAAAGGGUAAAUAAUUAUUUUUUAAAAAAAAAAUUACUGUAAUUUAUUCAUACUCCGAGCUUUUAUUGGCACAUCCACUUAUACAGAUUAACUUAAUGACUGCAGUUAGAGGGUCAGCCCUACAUAUGGCAGCUGUAAGAGGGCAUUUUGAGAUAGUCAAACUCCUAUUAGAAAAUAAAGCUGAUAUAGGAUUAGAAGACCCUGAUCAUAAAACUGCCCUGGAACUGUCUUCUGAUAGAAAAAUUGCAGAAUUGAUCCCUAAAUAUAACGGAGUAAAAAUGCUAGAAAGGUUUGGCCAGAAAAAUUAUGAAAAACCGCUAGGGUUUUGUGGAGAAGUUUGGAGCACUGGGACAUGGCAUAUAAACGAUAAAAUUGUGUUUUUGAUACUGGACUCAGAAAAAGGCAAAUUUAUGCAUUAUGAUCAGAGAGAUUCAUAUAUAGAAGAAAAGCAGCCUGAAAUAACAGUGCCUUUUGAAGAUAUCACGAAGGUGAUUGCUGAUGAAGUUUUAAAUGAUAAAUAUGCUAUUUUUUAAUAUUUUUAAUAAAUAAUUCGCAGUGAUUUCCUAUUUUUUAGAAAAAUAUAAUAAAAACUUCAAUAUAAGCUUUUUAUUUUAUAUAUAAAAAUAUACUUUUUUUCAGUUAUAACAAAAGAUAUUACCUUGAAAUAUUAUACACAGUAUCAAGAUAUGACUGAAGAAUGGACCAGAAGGGUUGACUGAUGCAUAGUCUAUUUUCACCAUGAAGCCAGACUAAAAAAUGCCAAAGCAUUUACAGUCCCAAAAAAAAUUCCAGUAAAAUCACAGAAAAAAAUUGUAUAUGAAGAAGAGCCAUAUGAAAAUAUAGGAGAAUCUGCAAUUAAAAAAAGCAGCUUUGAAAUAUUAGGGGAGAUUGGAUCUGGAAGCUUCGGAAAUGUAUAUCAAGUAAGGAAAAAAGAUUCAGGCGAAAUUUUUGCAAUGAAAGCGCUGAGUAAGCCUAUGCUGAUUUCGAAAAAUCAGCUGAAAUAUGCGGUGGCUGAGUGUAAAAUAUUGAAAGCCAUUAUACCAUUUUUAUAUAAAUAUAUAUAAUUAAUUUAGAAUUUUAAAAUUAUAGCUUUUUAUAUGCAAAAGUUAUAAAUUCCCAUUUAUUGUUAGGCUUUAUUGAGCCUUUCAAUCACAAAGCUACCUUUAUAUGAUAUUGGAAUUCUGCCCAAAUGGCGACUUUUCCAGUCUGCUACAACUAGCUGGCCAUUUAUCAACAGAAGUCGCGAAAUUUUAUAUCGCAGAAAUGAUUCUUGCUAUUGAAUAUCUCCAUUCUUUUGAUAUCAUUUAUAGAGACCUCAAGCCUCAAAACUUGCUGCUGGACAGUGAAGGGCAUAUAAAACUGACUGAUUUCGGCCUUUCUAAAGAAAAUGUUUCAGACAAUGAGCCAGCAAUGUCUUUUUGUGGGUCUCCUGCUUAUCUACCUCCUGAAGUUUUAGCACAAACUGGUUGUGGGAAAUCAGCUGAUAUAUAUAGCAUUGGGACUAAUUUAUAUGAAAUGCUGGUAGGAAAGCCUCCGUUUUAUACAGAAAAUGUAGCUAAGCUUUACAAAAGAAUUAGUAAGUCAAGCAUUAAGUUUCCUGAGGAUAUUAAUGAAGAUGCGAUGGAUUUAAUACAAAAAGUUAUGGUAAAAAAUCCUGAGGAGAGGCCUUUUAUUCAUGAAGUCAAAGCACAUAGAUUUUUUGAAGGGGUGGAUUGGGAUAAUAUGCUGCAAAAAAAGAUGACACCUCCUAUCAAUAUAAAAAAUCUAAGAAAUCUACGAUCUUCACAUGUGAUUUCUUAG
Molecule: messenger RNA, 2637 nt
Organism: Blepharisma stoltei
Lineage: Eukaryota; Ciliophora; Heterotrichea; Heterotrichida; Blepharismidae
Source: the annotation of a GenBank genome assembly